This is a messenger RNA of Notodromas monacha, 843 nucleotides long. Lineage: Eukaryota; Metazoa; Arthropoda; Ostracoda; Podocopida; Cyprididae. The record is from the annotation of a GenBank genome assembly.
AUGAAGCUGGAGUACGGUGAAGAUGUUUGGCAUGACGUCCUGGAAAAGGCAUGUCUGGCAAGGAACACUAUUUUCUCGACGCAUCAAAUUUACCCGGACUCGAUCAUAGCUGACAUUGCCACAGCUUGCGCUGAACUGACCGGCUAUGGGUCCACGAAAAACGACUUCUUCGAGUUUUUCGGCCGCUGUUUCGUAAGGUUCUGGAGUCAUUAUGGGUACGACAAAUUCGUUCGGGCGAGUGGCAGAACGUUCCGGGAUUUCCUGCAGGGCAUCGACAACAUUCAUCAUCAAAUGCGGUUUGGGUACCCGAAAAUGAUCAGUCCCUCCAUGUUCGUGACGAAAGAGCAUGCCGGAGGAGCUCUCCUGCAUUACAAUGACAUCCCGGGAAUUUCUUCGUUUUCCGCGGGUAGAUCCAAGCGGAGCGGUUUCGCCACCUACGUGAUCGGACAACUGACGCAAGUGGCGUCAGAUUUCUACGACAUCGACUUGGACGUGGACAUAGUGGAGACCUCUAGCGACCAGAAGCUGACCACACACACAACCAUCUUCUCGUUGCGGUUUGAGAACACGGCUUUCUUGGAUAACCUCCAACAGCAGUUGAUGCGAGAGAAGGCUGUCGCGAAGAUGCCUGCCGUCAAAAGCGCGCUGUUCCUAAGCCUGUUCCCGUUCUGCGUCAUUUUCGAUCGUGGCAUGAUCAUCAUCAAUGCCGGGAUCAAGCUCAAGGAGCUCAUCGGGGCGGACGAUUUCGUCGGCAACAAAUUUGGGCAAUAUCUGACUAUCCGUCGCCCGAAAAUGGAAGGAGUUUACGAGGAGGUUCGUCAAGUUCGACUGAAGUCCGUGUAG